AUGAAUCCAGAUUAUCGAAUCACUUUGUAUUGCGUUACUAAAAAUAAUGUUUCCCUGAUUGCAGGAGAGGAUGGCAAUGAAAACCUAAUAGCAGAAGCCAUGAUAGCUUUCAUGACCAUCGCCUUACUUAUUUCCGUGUUCCUGCUCAACUCAAAUCGCAUUCAGAAAGCCAUUGAGAUAUGCAGGGAAUGUCUGAUUUUGCUAAAUAGCGCCGAUCAAAACAGCAAAGACAUCUUUAUAGUUCUUUUCAGCAAGAUGCUGUUUGCCUUAUACAAAAACUCUGGAAUUAUGCUUCAAACACUUGGCGAAAACCUAAGGGCGAAGGAAUAUUUUGAGAGGGCCCUUGCCAUAACUACCGAAAUUAGCGACAGAAAUGGGAGAGCAUCAUGUACUGUGUUUCUAUCGCUCGGGCAAUAUGGCGAGGCUAGAGAGAAUCUCCAAAAGGCGCUUGCCAUCAUAACUGAAAUUGGGGACAGAAAAGGAGAGGCAGGACUCUACGGAAAACUUGGUGAUUUGUUUCGGUUGCUCGGGCAAUACGACAAGGCUGAAAAGUAUCUCCAAAGAGCGCUUGUCAUCACAACUGAAACUGGCGACAGAAAUGGGGAAGCAUCAUGUUAUGGAAACCUAAGUAUUGUGUUUCAGUCGCUCGGGCAAUACGACAAGGCUCAAGAGUAUCUCCAAAAGGCGCUUGUCAUCAGAACUGAAAUUGGUGACAGAGAAGGAGAGGCAACUGACUACAGAAACCUUGGUAAUUUGUUUCAGUCACUCGGGCAAUACGACAAGGCUCAAGAGUGUCUCCAAAGAGCGCUUGUCAUCAGAACUGAAAUUGGCGACAGAGAAAGAGAGGCAACUGACUACGGAAAUCUUGGUAAUUUGUUCCGGUCACUCGGGCAAUACAACAAGGCUGAAGAGUAUCUCCACAGAGCGCUUGUCAUCAAAACUGAAAUUGGCGACAGAAAAGGGGAAGCAUCAUGUUAUGGAAACUUAGGUACUGUGUUUCUGUCGCUCGGGCAGUACGACAAGGCUCAAGAGUAUCUCCAAAAGGGGCUUGUCAUCAACACUGAAAUUGGCGACAGAAAUGGGGAAGCAGUUAACUACGGACACUUUGGUCAUUUGUUUGAGUUGCUCGGGCAAUACGACAAGGCUCAAGAGUAUCUCCAAAGAGCGCUUGUCAUCACAACUGAAAUUGGCGACAAAAAUGGGGAAGCAUCAUGUUAUGGAAACCUAGGUACUGUGUUUCUAUCGCUCGGGCAAUACGACAAGGCUCAAGAGUAUCUCCAAAAGGCGCUGGUCAUCAGAACGGAAAUUGGUGACAGAAAAGGAGAGGCAUUUGAUUACGGUAACCUAGGUACUGCGUUUCUGUCGCUCGGGCAGUAUGACAAGGCUCAAGAGUAUCUCCAAAAGGCGCUUGUCAUCCACACUGAAAUUGGCGACAAAAAUGGGGAAGCAUCAUGUUAUGGAAACCUAGGCACUGUAUUUCUGUCGCUCAGGCAAUACGACAAGGCUCAGGAGUAUCUCCAAAAGGCACUUAACAUCACAACUGAAAUUGGGGACAAAAAAGGAGAGGCAACCGACUAUAGAAAACUCGGUGAUUUGUUUCGGUUGCUCAGGCAAUAUGACAAGGCUCAAGAGUAUCUCCAAAGAGCGCUUGUCAUCGCAACUGAAAUUGGCGACAGAAAUGGGGAAGCAUCUUGUUAUGAAGAGCUAGGUGCUGUGUUUCUGUCGCUCGGGCAAUACGACAAGGCUCAAGAGAAUCUCCAAAAGGCACUUGUCAUCACAACUGAAAUUGGGGACAGGAAAGGAGAGGCAGGCAACUACGGAAACCUAAGUAUUGUGUUUCAGUCGCUCGGGCAAAACGACAAGGCUGAAGAGUAUCUCCAAAGAGCGCUUGUCAUCACAACUGAAAUUGGCAACAGAAAUGGGGAAGCAACAUGUUAUGGAAACCUAGGUACUGUGUUUCUGUCGCUCGGGCAAUACUACAAGGCUCAAGAGUAUCUCCAAAGAGCGCUUGUCAUCAAAACUGAAAUUGGCGACAGAAAUGGGGAAGCAACAUGUUAUGGAAACCUAGGUACUGUGUUUCAGUCGCUCGGGCAAUACGACAAGGCUCAAGAGUAUCUCCAAAAGGCGCUUGUCAUCAGAACUGAAAUUGGCGACAGAGAAGGAGAGGCAACUGACUACGGAAACCUUGGUAAUUUGUUUAAGUUACUCGGGCAAUACGACAAGGCUGAAGAGUAUCUCCAAAGAGCGCUUGUCAUCAACACUGAAAUUGGCGGUCGAUAUGGGGAAGCAACAUGUUAUGGAAACCUAGGUACUGUGUUUCUGUCGCUCGGGCAAUACGACAAGGCUGAAGAGUAUCUCCAAAGAGCGCUUGUCAUCAGAACUGAUAUUGGCGACAGAAAUGGGGAAGCAUCGUGUUAUGGAGAGUUAGGUGUUAUGUUUCUGUCGCUCGGGCAAUACGACAAGGCUAGAGAGUAUCUCCAAAAGGCGCUUGUCAUCAGAACCGAAAUUGAUGAUAAAGGAGGGAAAGUAGCAGAUCUUGCAAACUUUGGAAGAGUGUUUAGAGCUGUUGGAGAUUAUGAAGCCUCGGAAGUAUACUUGGAGAAAGCUUUAUCCAUAUCCAGAGAUAUUGGAGAUAGAAGAAAAGAGUUCGAAAUCCUUCAAUAUUACGCCAUUUUGUAUUUAGGGCAAUAUAAAAUCAGAGAAUCCCUUCUGUGUCUUCGUCUGUACAUUGAAAAGUAUGAGGAGCUGAGAUAUUUCUUGGGCGCCAAUGAUCAUUUCAAGACAUCAUUACUGGAGGAAUCAGGAAUAUUUCCCUACAAAAUGCUUUGUAGUUUGCUUUGUGGCACCGGAAAUGCUCGGGAUGCUCUUUAUGUUGAGGAGUUGGGUCGAGCUAGAGGCCUGUCAGACCUAAUGGUAGAGAGCUACUCGGUUGAAACGCACAACUCUGCUGAUAUACAAUCUUGGUUUGGCGUUGAGAACAUUUUUAGAAAGAAAAAUAACUGUACUUGUCUGUACAUUUCUUAUUUUCACAAUGGUCUGCAUUUGUGGAUCUUAAAAACAAGUGGAGUCCUUCACUAUAUAAGAAUAUCAGUAGAAGAGAAUCUAGUUCAGGCUGGGUUGCCCAAAGAUUUGCCUUUGAGUAAAUUUUUGGAUGAUAAUUUCCGGAGUCUUGGUAUUUUGCACGAUAAAGAUUGUGAAGAUCGGUCUUUAAAUAUGGUUAAAUUGCAACCUCUCUUCCCCGCAAAGAAGAGCUUAGCAAGAUUGCGACUCAUGGAGGAGGACGAGGAUGAGGAUGAGGACGAGAAAGUGAUUUCAAGUCUAUUUUUGUGUUACAAAAUGUUUAUUGCUCCCGUUUAUGAUUUGCUUGAGGAGCCUGAAGUCAUCAUCGUUCCUGACCGCAGUUUGUACAAAGUUCCCUUUGCUGCACUGAGUGAAAAGGAGGGAGCCGAAUACCUCUCGGAGACUCAUAGGAUCCGUGUCAUUCCUUCUUUGACAACACUCAAGAUUAUUCAAGAUAGUCCAGAGGACUAUCACAGCAACACCGGUGCCUUGAUAAUAGGCAACCCUAAGGUUGAUUGGCUGACGCCAUUGCCAGGUGCAAGAAAGGAAGCGGAGAUGGUCGGACGACUGGUGGGUGUUCCGCCUCUGGUAGGAGAAGAAGCAACGAAGCAGGCGGUGCUUGAGCGGAUAAGUUCAGUGAGCCUCAUUCAUUUUGCUGCCCAUGGUGACGCCGAAAGGGGAGAAAUUGCCCUCUCCCCCAUUCCUACUUCCAACAGGCGAAACGCUAUCCGACCACAUGAAGAUUACAUGCUGACGAUGGCUGAUGUAUCACGAGUGAAAGUCAAAGCUAAACUGGUGGUACUUAGCUGCUGUCACAGUGGAAGAGGUGACAUUAGAGCAGAGGGAGUUAUAGGAAUUGCCCGUGCGUUCUUAGGAUCCGGUGCUCGCUCGGUGUUGGUUGCGCUGUGGGCCAUUUCAGACUCAGCAACAGAGCAGCUGAUGAGUCGGUUCUACGAACACCUUGUAGAGGGAGAAAGUGCCAGUGAAUCCCUUCAUCAGGCCAUGAAGUGGAUGAGAAAAAGAAAGUCUACCAGAGUGUCUGAGUGGGCUUCGUUUACGCUGAUUGGAGAUGACGUGAGACUCGGGUUUGACAAGCAGAGAAAAGGAGACCCCGACAGAGUAAACAACGAGAAUAACUCGAGGGAAACAGAGCUAAAAGACUUUUAG
Molecule: messenger RNA, 4227 nt
Organism: Pocillopora verrucosa
Lineage: Eukaryota; Metazoa; Cnidaria; Anthozoa; Scleractinia; Pocilloporidae
Source: RefSeq, a predicted model, not a curated record